Messenger RNA from Schizosaccharomyces japonicus yFS275, 1287 nucleotides. RefSeq names its product ribosomal protein subunit L40. Gene Ontology annotation, molecular function: structural constituent of ribosome. NCBI's taxonomy places the organism in Eukaryota, Fungi, Ascomycota, Schizosaccharomycetes, Schizosaccharomycetales, Schizosaccharomycetaceae. Gene Ontology annotation, biological process: translation. The coding region runs from base 351 to 1163 and encodes 270 amino acids. The transcript is spliced from 2 exons. Gene Ontology annotation, cellular component: ribosome. The record is from RefSeq and is a predicted model, not a curated record.
AAGAAACAUACAUUUUGUUACGCCACUCCAUCACCUUGUUUUUGUAGCAAGCGAUUUCAAAGCGCUUGCCUCCACGUUUCAUCUUGACGAUGGAGACAUUUGUCAGCCGAAUCUGACCGGACGGUUGAUUAAUGGCCAUAGUAAAUUUUUGGUAGAGUGCAGGAGAGCAAAUACGCCAAUUACCGAGCUAUACUGAGCGACAGUAAUCGGCAGGAAAACCUAGGUUUCAGCAGUUGAGGUUAUUUGGGUGACCCCAUUAUCCCACCAACCACCAUAAAAUCCCACUUUGUCAAAUGACCCCCACAUCGUCUCUUUCUUGCCUGCUGCCUAGGCUCUCCAAGCAUUAGAAGAUGCUGGCGAGCAAGAUCAGAUGGUCGCGGCACAUGAAGCUGCCGCCAAAUCCGUUCGCAAGUGAAGUAAAAUACCAGCUACCAGCAGUGCCAAAAGAGAAGCGGAUCCGGUAUUGGGACAUAGCAGUUGGUGAUCUUGUUCUCGUCGCAAAGGGUCCAGGAGCCGGUCAACGGGGUCGGGUGCUCGAAGUCAAUCCCAAGACCAACGGUGUUGUCGUCCAAGGAGUAAAUGUCCGAACCGUUAAAGUUCCCGAAUACCUCCUGCAACCACAGGAUCGAGAUGGCAAAGAGAAGCUGAUUGACGUGGCACACGAGGUUCCCUACGACAGCCUGCGUCUGUUGACACUGAGUACGGACGAAAACGGAGAGCAGGGAUUAAAACCUGUCGAAAUUAAACGCGGCAAACUCUUUUUCAACAAAGAGAAAAGACAACUCACUUGGAAAAGAUGGAUCGUGGGUGAAAAUCGGUUUCUGCCCUGGCCAAAGGCCCCAAAUAAUCGUCCAAAACCCGUUGUCGGACCUAUGGAUACGACGGAGGCCAUAGCCGCCCAGGUUACUUGGAAGCCCACGCUGGAGACACCGCCCAUUCCACUGUCUGUGUCAGACGAAUUGCAUUCAAGAAUGUCGAGACGCAACAGAAAAGAAUGGGCUCGGGAAACCAACAAAAACCUCACCGAACACAUUGCCGUUUCCCUGUUACAGGCAGACAAGCGGCUAAAGGAAAGGUUGUUGCAACAGGAGAUGGAAAAGAGAGCUUCACAAGCGUCCGACACAGGUUCCAAGCAGGUUCCCAACAAACCUGUGUCCCAGUAACGAAUACCGAAUGAGAAUACAGGAUAAGUAAUGAAUAGUAAUAGCCGUAGAGGGAGAAAUGAUAUGGUAAUCUUGCGAGCUUAAGCACAUGUAGGUUUGCUGUUAUAUUCAUUCACAUUCAUUC